GGUCGAACGAGGUGAAGAGACAAGAAGUGCGUUGGACUCUCUUGAGGUAAAAAUGAGACUGUAUGUUGUAGUACUUCUAUUCGCGAGCAACGCCUUGGCCAAACCCACCGCCCAGAAUGAAAUAGAUGCAGACGAUGGGCGAUUAUCAGUCGCCAUCUACGACACCGGUAACCCCUACUACGACCCCUUCCGACCAACUUACGAUCCCUACGCCCCAAUCUACGACCCUUACGAUCCAUACGCCCCAAUCUACGACCCUUACGAUCCCUACGCCCCAGUCUACGAUCCUUACAACCCAUAUUACGACCCCUACAACCCCUACUACAAUCCAAACAUCCAACGACCCAUAGUCAACCAACGCCCUUACAAUGCCUACAACCCUUACUAUGGAAAUAAUUACUAUACAUUAGGAAGCUUCAUAGGAGGGGCUGUCGGGAGCUUCCUCAACGACAGGGACUCAACGGAAACUUCAGGGACACAGGAGGCUACAGAGGCCGUCGCCUUUUGAAGACUUCAGGGACCAAAAAGGCUUCAGUUGAGAAUGUAUUUGGUUAUGACAUUAAUAUGAUGAAUAUAGAUGAUGAAGUGAUUGUGUGAGAUGUUAGGAAAGUUUGGUGUGUGUUUAAACUCUCACGAUGAUUGCGUGGAAUUCA
Molecule: messenger RNA, 653 nt
Organism: Penaeus vannamei (Pacific white shrimp)
Lineage: Eukaryota; Metazoa; Arthropoda; Malacostraca; Decapoda; Penaeidae
Source: RefSeq, a predicted model, not a curated record